AUGCCUCCGACAACAGCAUUAGGACCUCGAGCUAUAGUUUUGUCUGGACCAAGCGGAUCUGGUAAAAGUACAUUGAUUUCUGAAUUCUUCAAAGAAUAUCCAACAGCAUUUGCUUUUAGUAUAUCUCAUACAACAAGAUCUCCUCGACCAGGUGAACAAAAUGGCCGAGAAUAUCAUUUUGUUGCUCGUACUGAUAUGGAAAAAAUGAUUAGUAAUGGUGAAUUUCUUGAAACAACUGAAUUCUCAACGAAUCUCUAUGGAACAAGUAAAAAAUCUGUUCAAGAUGUUGCUCAAACAGGUCGUAUUUGUUUACUUGAUGUUGACAAACAAGGCAUUAAAAAUAUUCGGAAUACAGAUCUUAACGCCUUAUUUAUUUAUAUAAGCCCACCAAGCUAUGAAAUUCUUGAAAAACGUUUACGUGGUCGAAACACAGAAAGUGAAGCUGCUAUCGAAAAACGUUUACAAGAAGCAAAAGAAUCUAUGGAAUUUAGUAAAGUACCAGGCAUGUAUGAUCAUGUUGUAUUAAAUGAUCAACUCGAUACAGCUUAUCAAGCAUUAAAAGAAAUUCUUCAAAAAGACAUUGAUGCUGUUCUUGAACAACAAAAAAGCAAAUAA
This is a messenger RNA of Rotaria socialis, 615 nucleotides long. The record is from the annotation of a GenBank genome assembly. NCBI's taxonomy places the organism in Eukaryota, Metazoa, Rotifera, Eurotatoria, Philodinida, Philodinidae.